CGCAGUGGUGCUGCUGCUGCUGCUGCUGCUGCUGCUGAUCCUGACACAGAAACCGGCUGUCCUGUUCUGAAAGGGGAUACACAUCAGACACGGUGCGCUUACCAUCACAUUUGCAGGGACACCUUCUGUAGCUGUAGUUGCACUUUUUUAUUAUUUUAAAAGAAUAAACCACCAGCUUAAAAUAAUGAUCAAGAACGGGCAUCACCACCACCAAGUGAACGCAGCAGCAGCAGCAACCGGGAAAGACGCAGGGACGACCCCCAGCGCUGCAGCGUGCAGUCCCGAGAAGAGGAGGCGAAGGAUACGGGUGUGGUGCGACGGCUGCUAUGACAUGGUCCAUUAUGGACACUCCAACCAGCUGCGACAGGCCAAGGCAAUGGGAGAUUACCUCAUCGUUGGAGUGCACACAGACAGUGAGAUUGCGAAGCACAAGGGUCCGCCAGUCUUCACUCAGGCAGAAAGGUACAAGAUGGUGAGGGCCAUAAAGUGGGUGGAUGAGGUCGUGGAGGGAGCGCCUUACGUCACCACCCUAGAGACCCUCGACAAGUACAACUGUGACUUCUGUGUGCACGGAGAUGAUAUUACACUAACAGUGGAUGGGAAAGACACAUAUGAAGAGGUGAAGAAGUCGGGCCGGUACAGGGAGUGUAAGAGAACCCAGGGAGUUUCAACUACAGAUCUGGUUGGCAGGAUGCUACUGAUGACCAAAGCACACCACAGCAACAUUGAUAGUUCAGACUAUCAGCAGCACACAGACAACUUUGGAAAGGGGGCACAUGGGCAGAAGGGCCACAGUCCCUGGACGGGGGUGUCUCAGUUCCUGCAAACGUCACAGAAGAUCAUCCAGUUUGCUUCAGGGCAGGAGCCUCAACCUGGAGACACCAUCAUCUAUGUGGCAGGAGCCUUUGACCUCUUCCACAUCGGCCAUGUUGACUUCCUCGAAGCGGUGCAUAAACUCGCAGAAAAGCCAUACAUUAUAGUGGGUUUGCACUUUGAUCAGGAGGUGAAUCGCUACAAAGGGAAAAACUACCCCAUCAUGAAUGUCCACGAGAGAACACUCAGCGUCCUGGCUUGUCGAUAUGUUUCCGAAGUGGUGAUUGGUGCACCGUUUGCAGUCACUAAAGACUUGAUUGACCAUUUUAAGGUUGAUCUUGUAUGUCAUGGUAAAACACAAAUAUAUCCUGACAAGGAUGGAUCCGACCCUCAUGCGGAGCCAAGGAGGAUAGGAAUCCUGCGUACUGUUGACAGUGGGAACAGCCUUACCACAGAUGCCAUUGUGCAGAGGAUAAUUAAGAACAGGUUGUUAUUUGAAGCAAGGAACCAGAAGAAAGAGGCCAAAGAGAUCGCUGUGAUUCAGGCCAUGAAGCGAAAAGAGGAGGAAAAGACUAAAGAAAGACCCCAGGCUGUGCUGCAGAAAGGCCCCAAAACAAGCACCAUCAACUGACAUAACAGUGACACUUACUAUAAACUCAUGUACACUAAAAACAACUCUUUGAUAACAGUGACAGUCAUGGCUGAUGACAACAGUACUAACAGCCGCCCAUUUAUAGCCAGGUCGGCAUAGUCUGCUGUGAGUAUCAGGUAUACAGUGUGGGUGUGUGUGUGUGUGUGUGUGUGUGUGUGUGUGUGUGUGUGUGUGUGUGUGUGUGUGUGUGUGUGUGUGUGUGUGUGUGUGUGUGCGUGCGUGCGUGCGUGCGUGCGUGCGUGCGUGCGUGCGUGCGUGCGUGCGUGCGUGCGUGCGUGUGUGUGUGGAUGUGUGUGAGGAUCCUAUGUGUGUAUUCAUAUAUCCUACAUAUGCAACUACAUGAUUAUAUUAGUCAGCACUCACAUACUGACAGCUAACUAUGGAGUUAUGGACAGAAUAUUAGUCAAAAGUAGGAAAAAGGAAGCUAUCAAAUGUCUAUUUUGUGUCUUAAAAUACUUUUUUAAUCUUUAAGUACUUUAAUUUUUUGCUUUCAAACACAUUUUUUAUGAGUUAUUUUUCGGGGGUUCGGACAUGCAAAUUGGAGGUGUGGGGACUUGAGAUGUUGGCCAUGCCUUGAACUUUAAAGGAUGUGAUUUGUUUUGUCAUUAAUGUGGGGUUGUCACUGCUUUCUGUCCAGCAAUGGUUGUCGCCCCCUAGCUAAACUAUCUUUGUAUAUACUGUACGUACUGUAUGUAUGUAUUAUAGGUUGAUUACAGUCUCUCUGCAGGAUGCUAAAACCAGUAGAGAGUCGGGGAAGAACAGUUCCCGUGAUUCUCUACUUCUAACUUUGGUUGUCUGAGGUGUUGACACUUUGAUGGACUCUCACUGGACCUCAUGUACAUAUCAGACCUCGCUCCUCUCAGACUGCACUGACUGCUCGAAAAAUCAUCAGAAAUUUUCUGUUAAAUUGUCAGAACUGAUUUUUAACUCCCAAAUGCACAUCGAAGAGACCUGCAUGCCCGGCCUUUUUGAGCGCAAAAUGCAUUGUUUUAAAGCAACACACCUUAGAUUGAUCCUAAUCUAGAGACCACUUCAGAGCAUUAACAGACUCCUUUUAACAUUUAGAUUUUAGUUUUAAUAGAGAAUAAUGACAGAUGCUCAAUGUUGUUGACUUGAUCAUGAAAUAGACCUCUCACUCAUGAAAUAGACCUCUUACUGUCAUUGACUCUGUACAAUUAACCUCUGUCUCUAUCAAAUCGGAUGAAAUAAUAUAUUUUUUGUAGAUGUGUAUUUUACUUACCUCCUCUGCAUUAACUACUGUAUAGAUGGUUUCAUAUGUAAAAAGCAUAAUAACAAUGUCUGUAUGUAAAGUCGGAAUGUAUUCAAUGUAGGCUAUAAUGUUUGUUAACAACAACUCCCAGUUGUAAAAAAUGAUUGGACUAAGGUACACUAUUGCUGAUAAUUAUAACAUUUUAUUUCUGAA
Messenger RNA from Labrus mixtus (cuckoo wrasse), 2888 nucleotides. Its product is annotated as ethanolamine-phosphate cytidylyltransferase-like. The coding region runs from base 185 to 1444 and encodes 419 amino acids. Gene Ontology annotation, biological process: phosphatidylethanolamine biosynthetic process. Gene Ontology annotation, molecular function: ethanolamine-phosphate cytidylyltransferase activity. The record is from RefSeq and is a predicted model, not a curated record. NCBI's taxonomy places the organism in Eukaryota, Metazoa, Chordata, Actinopteri, Labriformes, Labridae. The transcript is spliced from 13 exons. Gene Ontology annotation, cellular component: cytoplasm.